This is a messenger RNA of Cornus florida, 564 nucleotides long. RefSeq lists its product as uncharacterized. Lineage: Eukaryota; Viridiplantae; Streptophyta; Magnoliopsida; Cornales; Cornaceae. The record is from RefSeq and is a predicted model, not a curated record. The coding region runs from base 1 to 564 and encodes 187 amino acids. The transcript has a single exon.
AUGUUUUGUGGCUCGGACACCUCCUUAGCUUCAGAAUUUGCUAAUCUCAUGAAGACAAGGUUUGAAAUGUCACUCUUGGGGACUCUCAGAUACUUUCCUGGCCUUCAAAUUGUACAACCAUCCUCUAGAAUCUUCAUCUCUCAGCGAAAGUAUGCCUUGGAGCUACUUAAAAAGUUCAAAAUGGAUGAUUGUAAGGCUGUCUCAACACCACUUUGUCCUACUACCAACCUCUCAUUGGAGUGCACCACUGAAGCUGUUCCUUCAACACUUUACAGGUUAAUCAUUGGUAGUUUACUAUAUCUUACUACUUCAAGGCUUGAUAUAAUGUAUUUAGUGGGUUUAGUGGCCAGAUUUCAAAGUAAUCCAAAGUCUUCUCAUCUUCAAGCUGCCAAAAGAAUCCUUAGAUAUGUCAAGGGCACCAUCUCUUAUGGUCUAUUCUACAUUUACUCACCCUCAAUGUCCAUUGCAGCCUCUCAGAUGCUGAUUGGGGUGGAUCUUUAUCUGAUAAAAAAAGUACCUCUGGUUGUUGCUACACUCUUGGUUCAAAUGUGGUUUCUUGGCUAA